CCUCAAGCCGCCGCUAGCCUCGCCCCGAGUCCCCCGGAGGAGCCGGGCGGCGCGACCAUGUUUGACAAGACGCGGCUCCCCUAUGUGGUGCUGGAUGUGAUCUGUGUGGUGUUGGCUGGCUUACCUCUUGGUGUUCUAAACUUGGCAAAAAUAAAGCCUUAUCAGAGAGGCUUUUUCUGUAGUGAUGACACCAUCAAGUAUCCAUUCCAUGACAGUACCGUCACAUCCACUGUCCUCUACACAGUGGGGUUCACCUUGCCCAUUUGCUCUAUAAUCAUAGGAGAAGCCCUUUCUGUGUAUUACAACCAUUUGCACUCCAACUCGUUUGUCCGAAACAACUAUAUCGCCACUAUUUACAAAGCUAUUGGGACAUUCAUUUUCGGCGCAGCUGUGAGCCAGUCUCUGACAGACAUUGCCAAAUACUCGAUAGGCAGACUGAGACCUCACUUUGUGGCUAUAUGUAACCCAGAUUGGCGACAGAUCAACUGCAGUUCGGGUUACAUUGAGAACUUUCACUGCCUUGGAGACAAAGUCAAGGUUAAUGAGGGACGAUUGUCAUUUUACUCUGGACAUUCUUCGUUCUCCAUGUAUUGCAUGCUGUUCCUCGCACUUUAUCUCCAGGCCAGAAUGAGAGGUGACUGGGCAAGACUUCUGCGUCCCACAGUACAGUUCGGCCUCAUUGCGUCAUCGAUCUACGUGGGUCUCUCUCGUGUUUCUGACUACAAGCAUCACUGGAGUGAUGUGCUGACUGGACUUAUCCAGGGAGCAGUGGUAGCUGUUCUUAUCGUUGCAUAUGUGUCAGAUUUCUUCAAAGUGAGAGGUCGCACUUUUAAACAGAAGGAGGAAGAAGAUUCGCACACAACUUUACAUGAGACACCUACCAAUGGAAAUCACUUUGGCAGUAAUCACCAGCCGUGACCAACUCAAGAGCUAAUACCCUGUGGAAUCUCCUGUUCUCCAAAAGGAAAGUUUUGCAAGUCUUCCUGCCCUAUAUAAAGAAAUAAAUUAAAAUGCCUUUUGAAGGGACUGCUGCUGCUAUACCUCUUGGAUGCUCACUUUACGUGUAUAUAGUAACAUUUAAGACCUAUGUAUCUAAAAACUUCAUUUCUGUUGGUUCAAGCUUGUGCUUUAAAGACACAUUAUUUGGGCUAUUUUUUAAUUAA
Molecule: messenger RNA, 1163 nt
Organism: Euleptes europaea (tarantolino)
Lineage: Eukaryota; Metazoa; Chordata; Lepidosauria; Squamata; Sphaerodactylidae
Gene: PLPP1
Product: phospholipid phosphatase 1
Exons: 6
Coding region: 58-918 (286 amino acids)
Biological process (GO): signal transduction; phospholipid dephosphorylation; phospholipid metabolic process
Molecular function (GO): phosphatidate phosphatase activity
Source: RefSeq, a predicted model, not a curated record